Messenger RNA from Oncorhynchus masou masou (cherry salmon), 2362 nucleotides. Its product is annotated as zinc-binding protein A33-like. The transcript has 6 exons. Bases 956 to 2362 code for a protein of 468 amino acids. Gene Ontology annotation, biological process: protein ubiquitination. NCBI's taxonomy places the organism in Eukaryota, Metazoa, Chordata, Actinopteri, Salmoniformes, Salmonidae. Gene Ontology annotation, molecular function: ubiquitin protein ligase activity; protein binding; zinc ion binding. The record is from RefSeq and is a predicted model, not a curated record. Gene Ontology annotation, cellular component: cytoplasm.
UUCCACCAAACCGUUUUUAAAUGAGCUUGCUGGUUAUUUAGUAACAUCCAGAAACAACAACACCCGAGGUUGAAAAUGAGCUAAACUUUUUUUUAACAAACCAUCCUUUUAAGACAUUACAGGUCUUACAACCACAUCAUAGUGCAUUAUACCUGUCGGCUUUGGGUAAAGUGUUACCAACAAAUGUAGGUUAGAAAUUUACAGUGACUUAAAUGGACUUAUUUAGGACAGCAUUUAAAAAAAUAGUAAAUUAUGGCCCGUUUGUACAACAAUUUAGUAUUUUAAGACAUCUUGGACCCUGGGCUGUUUUUAGGACAGGAAUUUGUCAAAUGUUGGACCCAGCACACACCCAGUCAAGGCUAAGUUGGACUGUGGAAAACUUUGUAGGGGUCAUUGGAGGGGUAUUUUCUUACCCUCCUCCCUCCCACCUAAUACAUUCUCUCCUUCUAUUAAUACUCACCGUCUUCCCAUCUUUUCUUGGUUAUUGUGUUUGUUCCCAGACAUCCCAGAUGGAGCGUAUCAUUCUUCUGGAAUAUGCUGGCCCCACCAGUCUUGUGACUUAUUAAAUGAUUAUUGCAUCACCCUCAUCAAAAUGUUAUUGGCUGUAUAAGGCAGACCCCCUUGCAUCAUCACUCUGACAUGCCAAUCUCCACCUUUCCAACAACACUGAUCUCAGAACACUGCAUCAAUGAAAUGGGACUAUCACUCACUCUCUGGUCUUCCUUAAAAUAUAUCAGGUGGAUAGCUGUGAUUUAUCAUGAAGUGGGAGGUGUUUAUUUGCAUAUCCACUACUCAAGCAGAUGGAAGCCCUAUGGACAUAUUCAUUUCCUUUAAGCAUUAAAGUUUAACUGAGGUAGACCCCAGAGAACCCUGGCAACAGCGGUGGGAGGAGCAUAGUAACCUUAUCUGAUCCUGCUGCUGCUCCAGCCCUGUUUUAAAAAACCUGACAGGCAGAAUGACGUCCAGGCACCAGGAAGACAAUCUCUCCUGCCCCCUCUGUGGAAUUAUCUUCAACCAGCCCGUUGUGCUCUCCUGCAGACACAGGUUCUGUAAAACAUGCCUUCAAGACAGCUGGAGUACCCAGGACAGUGAGGACGACUGCCACUUCUGCCCUCUAUGCUGCAGACGUUCCUCCAUGAAUGAGAUUGUGGUAAACACCAUUCUGGAGAAGACCUGUGAGUCCUUCAGGAAGGAGAUGAGCAGCAGGAAAAACCCUAUGGGGUGUAAGGAACACGGAGAGACGCUCUCACUCUUCUGUCUGGACGAUCUGCAGCCCAUCUGUGUUGCAUGCCAGACGGUACACAAGGGGCACAGGCUCUACCCCAUUGGGGAAGGUGCACACGACUGUAAGGAGGAACUCAAGACCGCAUUGACCCCAUUGAAGGAGAAGCUGCAGCUGUUCAAGAAGGCUAUGGUCGUCUGUGAUCAAACGGCAGAGCACAUCAAGAACCAGGUUGAGCAUACUGAAAGGCAGAUAAAGGACGAGUUUGAAACCCUUCGCCAAUUCCUGAGAGAUGAGGAGGCAGCCAGAUUGAAUGCUCUGAAGGCAGAGGAGGAUCAGAAGAGUCUGCUUCUAAAGGAGAAGAUUGAGGAGAUGUCCAACGAACUGACGUCCCUCUCAAACACCAUCAGAACCGUAGAGCAAGAGAUGAGGUCUCAGGACAUCCCAUUCUUACAGAACUACAAGGAUAUCAUCAAGAGAACCUGGCAUAUGCCGCUGGAUCCAAAGAUGAUUCCUGGAACUCUGAUUGAUGUGGCAAAGCACCUGGGUUCUGUAAAGUUCAACAUCUGGGACAAGAUGAAGAGCAUCAUUCAAUAUACUCCUGUGACUCUGGACCCCAACACAGCCGCUAGCUGCUUCAUCCUGUCUGAGGAUCUGACUGUGGUCCAGUGCUGCUCCCAGGUCUUCAAGCUCCCAAACAACCCCGAGAGGUUUGACAUCAGUGCUGAGUUACUGGGCUCCGAGGGGUUCUGCUCUGGCCGUCACAGCUGGGAGGUAGAGGUAAAGGCUAACACAUACUGGGUGGUAGGCGUGGCCAGCGAGUCCAUCAACAGGAAGGGCAAGCACGUGCUGACGCCAGCCGAGGGCUUCUGGACUAUACGCUUCCGCAACGGCGAGCACAAGGCGUGCACGGCACCGUGGGCGCCCUUGACCAUGAUGAGGAAGGAGCCGCAGGUCAUCAGGGUGGUGUUGGACAUGGACAGGGGCAAGGUGACCUUCUUUGACCCUCGGGAGAGGACGCCCCUCUAUACAUUUACAGACCUCAUCUCACCCCGGGUGUUUCCGUACUUCUGCACUGCCUGUAAGGAACACCCACUGAGACUGCUGCCCGUCAGGCUGUCUGCUGCUGUGGUGCUCUAG